AUGGAUAAGUUGGGAUUUGUAAGCUUAACUGUCUGGAGCAUGAAAACAUGGAAGGCUAUGACGGUCCUUCCCCUUGGUGAAGAUCCUCCGGCAAUUACUUCCUUAUGCUUCAACCAUAACGGGAAGAUUUUAGCAGCUGCUACAACUGAUGGAAUGAUUCAUAUGUUCGAUAUGUCUGUCGGACUACAAAUUACUGGGUGGCCGGCUCAUGAUUCUGCUAUUAGCUCUGUUCUUUUUGGGCCUGAUGAGACAAGUAUUUUUAGCUUGGGGAUAGAUGGAAAGAUAUUUGAAUGGAGCUUGCAAAACCAAGGUAAAAUUCUUUGGUCAAGAAAUUGCAGCAGGUUCUGUAAUCGUGAUAACUCUGAACAUAGACAUGAAAUGGCUUUAGAUGCUAAUGGGAAGAGACUGCUGGCAACAUCUGGUUCAGUGAGAGCACCCAUCUAUCAGGGGUAGUCUAUACCGCCUCAUCCAUAGGGCAGAUGCUGGUGAAGUUUACCUUGUUGACGCGUACGACAAAGAGAGAUUUGCAGAGGCCAGAAAGGAGUUGGAUGCCCUACAUAAAAAAGAACAACAAUACUCAACCUUGUUAACACCAGAUGUUCUUUUUUUUUAAAUUGAUGCUGAUUAUGUUAAAUUUUUGUUGGAAUGAAUUGUUUUUUGGUUUUUGGGGUUUAGAAUAGGGUUUUGUGAAUCGUUCCUUGUUUUUGGAAUCAAUGUUGCUGCUACUGAGUUAUGUGUUGAAACUUGGAUAUAGAAAAUUUUAUAAUAAAACCUGUUUUGAUUAUGAAUUCGUCCUGUUUUGAUUA
Messenger RNA from Camellia sinensis, 806 nucleotides. The record is from RefSeq and is a predicted model, not a curated record. NCBI's taxonomy places the organism in Eukaryota, Viridiplantae, Streptophyta, Magnoliopsida, Ericales, Theaceae.